AUGGCCCAAGGGGCCGUGGCAGCGAUGGCAGUGACGCCGGCAAUGGCGCCUACUGGCGAUGCGAAUGCUCUCGCAGGUCUGUCUGCAGAGGAGCUGCGCGAAAUGCUGGAGUACGAAAAAAUUGUGAAAUUCCGCGAUGCGGUUUUGGCGGGCACGCACCCACGCGUAAAAAUCCCUCCGCACCUCGCGCCAAAGACGACUCGAAAUUUGUCGUCCCCCUCGACGACGACUAUCUCGCAUACGAAUAGCAGCCCACAUCCUCCUUUCCCUCCCCCUACACAUGCGACACCACAGAUACAGACGCAGACGCAGACAUCUCAGAACGGCGACUUGUCCUCGCACAGUACGAGUACGUCGACUAACAACCACCGUCCAGCUGCCAGCAAUCAGAUUGAUCCUAUUUUUCUGGAAAAGUCGGAUGAUCUGAUCAAAGCUGAAAUGACUCUACAACGAGUGCGACUCGAGCGUGCAUUGCGGGACCAGAUUGAAGACCAGAAGAUCAAGAAUAAAGCCUUGGUCCAGAUGUCCGAAGCGCUGCCCAAUUUCAAUAUUUCUGAUGUCUUGCUGCAAGCUCAAGCUCUUGUCAAUCCUUCUACUUCUGCACAAGUCGAACCGGUAGUGGCGGCUGAUACUCCUGCGGAUGAUUCAUUUGAUGAGAAUACAUUCUAUUCCAGCCAACAUGACAGUUCAGAGUGGUCAAAUUCACCACGCGGUCAGAAAGACCCGGCUGAUAAACUGUCGCACGAUAUCGUGUCUGUUGACAAGCGUCCUGGUGAGAUUUCUCCUCCAGAUCACGGAGUCCGAGAUACAGAAAUAGUCAAGUCAUCACUAUCUACUACAAAUAACCAAGCAGAAGCCCGUUGUCAAGCCCCAGCCUUACCGCCUUCAGAAACCCAGCGUCAAUUUCCUGGACUGCGAUAUCCAGAAAAUAUACCCCCCCAGAGAGCAGGUAUGACUAGUACGAGUACACAGGCGAUGUCAAACCAGCAAAUGUCGGGAAGCGAGAGCGAUCAAGCUUUUAACAAUCCAGCAAGCAGCACUGCCCACGCUGCUGUACAGGACACAACCGAUCAGCUCCUUCGUCAAGCAUUUGAUCAUGCUCGACCGCCGCCUCUUAUUCGUGCCCAUAAUCUCUCCCCAGUGGCUCCCCAGCCCGCUCGAGUUUCUCCUCUAGCUACUGCAAGAGAACCUCCCAUACUUAGAGAGAAUUUGCUUGCUGACGAGGCUCCACUUGCCCAGGUUGCUGCUCUGCGCGCCGAGGAGCCUGCAGGAAUCUCAAGCGCAGACAGCUCCCCAAGGGGGCCAAAGAGUUCCGAAAAGAAGAAAUCUCGGUCGGAGAAGAGACCUAAUAAGCGCAAGGCCAACAGUGGUGACACCCCAAACUCCCCAUACAUCAAACUGGAACCCAAAUCACCCUCACCAUAUGCUGUAGCACCUCUUCCCCGACCGCCAAAGAGACAACGACAGCAGGACCAGUAUGCUGCCGAGCUCAACUACGACGACCAACCCAGGCACGAAGCACCAAUUCGUACUAGAAGCCGCCCGGAGGAAAUAGUUGAAGGGGCACGAGCUUCUCGGCCAUUCGAGAUCGUCGAAGAUCGAUACGAACCAGAAUUUCGCCAGCCAGAUAAUGCCUACCGCCGGAUAGAGAGAGAAGACGAAGGCUACAGACGAGUUGUCCCCGACGCUUUAGUACCAAGACCACGCUCUCCAGUAGACAUGUAUGCUGCGCCAUAUUCUGGCGAGUCUCACCCUAUCAGAGCGGCUUCGCAUGCAUUGAUCGAGCGAAGAGUUGAGGAGCCUAGGUAUUACAAAGACCUCGGCCCAAGGACAAUUGUAAGGCCAGAUGCAGAUCGCGAAAGAUCUAGAUCUCCUUCAAUGCGUGAUACUAGACCACUGCCAAUGGGCCCACCUCGACGGCCUGUUCGUAUUGUGUUGGAUGAGCAUGGCCGCGAGUACUAUGAUCCAGGACCAGCUUACGCUCCAACGCCAUCCUCGAGUUAUAGACAAUCAGUGGCGCCUCCUUCUCGAUAUCGUGAAGGGGAUAUCGUGUACGAACGAGCUCCAGUAAGAGCAGUAUCAAGUCGUGUAGCAACAGAAUAUGAAGAGGAUGGUGUCAUCUAUCGCAGGGGGUCUUCGUUGUCUGCUGCUCCUAGACGUGUUGUGACCCAACCGGAAUACGCAAUGGCACCGCCAGCUGAGUAUCGGUCUUAUCGCGAAAGGGAGUACUCUGUCCGUCCUACAGCAAUGGCACCCCCAGGAGACGAAUACACCCCAGUUCGGGCACCAGAGUUUCGACAUACCAGCCAGUAUGAUGAGAGCCCUCGAGAGUAUAUUCCUCGCCCCCCUAUCGAAGGAACCCCUAUCGAAUAUGCGUCGCGUCCUAUCAGUGUUCGACCAGAGGCGGUCCGGUACGAAGUACGUGGAGAAGCACCACGCGAAUAUGCUAGAGCCCCCAGUGUUCGACCAGAAGCAGUUCGGUACGAGAUUCGAGGAGAGCCUCUUCGCGAGUAUGGAAGAGCUCCUAGUGUUCGACCGGAGCCUAUCAGAUACGAGACUCGUGAAGAAGCGUAUGGUUCAAGAGCCAUGAGUGUGCGACCUGAAGUCAGAUACGAGCCCGCACGAGAAUCCUAUAUUAGUCGUGUCAGUGUACGGCCAGAGGUACCGCCAAGAGAAUAUGCAAGUAGUGUUCGACCUGAAGCGCAGGAUGAUGGCCAUAUUCGCCGGGGAGCAAUGGCACCGCCCAAAGGAGAACGAUAUUAUGAGGAAGCACCCCGAUGCCGGCCGUCAGAGAUUGCAUUUGUUGAGAGGCCUCGUGCGAGGGAGUCAUCUGUUGUUGCUUACGCGGAUGAUGUUAGGAGAGAAUUGUACCGAUAA
Molecule: messenger RNA, 2877 nt
Organism: Hymenoscyphus albidus
Lineage: Eukaryota; Fungi; Ascomycota; Leotiomycetes; Helotiales; Helotiaceae
Source: the annotation of a GenBank genome assembly